Messenger RNA from Linum tenue, 3211 nucleotides. The record is from the annotation of a GenBank genome assembly. NCBI's taxonomy places the organism in Eukaryota, Viridiplantae, Streptophyta, Magnoliopsida, Malpighiales, Linaceae.
ACAAUCAAUAUAUUUAUUAAGAAUAAAAAAAAAUGUAACAUCGAUCUAUCGAUGAAGAUUUAGACUAUAACGAAGUUUUAAUUUGAGAAUUAAAAUUCAACUCCAUUUCAUGCCAUAGAUCAAAUCUCUCUUUCUUCCUAACAUUAUUCAUCCCCUCCUUCAAACAUCUCCGGAGGGGUCAAAUCAUACCCUCUUCCUUUUUUUUCCACAUGCAAAGGUUACGAGAUGGGUAGUGAAGCUGAUUUAAUAACAAUCGCCGGCGUCUCAUCUUCCACCCCAGACCACCAAUCCAACAGCACCACCUCAGCGCGAGGCGGCAGAGCAUCCACAUCAAAACAACCGACAUUCCUCCACGGCGAGCUCGACGUAUGGAUCCACGAGGCGAAGUCCCUCCCUAACAUGGACCUCGCCUCGGAGCACAUGCGUCGCUGCUUCAACAUCCUCGGCUCCCCUUGCUCCAAGGGGGGCCACCGCCGUCGCAAAUCAUCUGCCGCCUCCACCACCACAUCGUCGGCGCACCACCACUCCAUGAUCACGAGCGACCCCUACGUAUCCGUGUGCCUCGCGGGGGCCACCAUCGCCCAGACUCGCGUCAUCCCCAACUGCGAGAACCCGCUUUGGGAUGAGCACUUCUGCGUCCCCGUGGCCCACCCGGUCCUAAAAGUCGAGUUCCACGUCAAGGACAACGACGUCCUCGGCGCGCAGCUCAUCGGCGUCGUCGAGCUCCCCGUGGAGAAGGUCACCCCGGGGGAAAAAAUCGACGAUUGGUUCCCCCUGGUGGGCCACGCGGGGAACUGCCUCAAACCGAAUCCGGAGCUCCGGGUCUCGGUCCAGUUCAAACCGGUCGGGGUCGCCGCUGGACCGGGAUGCGGUGGGGUUCCCAACACGUAUUUUCCUCUAAGGAAGGGAGGGAUGGUGACGCUGUACCAGGACGCGCACGUCCCCGACGGGAUGGUGCCAGAGAUUUUGCUGGACGGCGGGAAGAUUUACCAGCAUCAGAAGUGCUGGGAGGAUAUGUGUCACGCAAUGUUGGAGGCGCAUCAUUUCAUCUACGUGAUCGGCUGGUCGAUUUAUCAUCGGGUUAAGCUCGUCAGGGAGCCAACGAAAGCAGUGCCGUCCGGCGGGGAGCUCACAUUGGGCGAGCUCCUGAAGUACAAAUCGCAGGAAGGGGUGAGAGUCGUGAUGUUGAUCUGGGAUGACAAGACUUCUCACGACAAGUUCCUCCUCAAAACGGAAGGGGUUAUGCAGACCCAUGACGAGGAGACAAAGAAGUUCUUCAAGCACUCCACAGUACACUGUGUUCUUGCACCUCGUUACGCCAGCAACAAGCUUAGCAUUUUCAAGCAACAGGUGGUCGGGACCCUGUUCACGCACCAUCAGAAGUGUGUGAUACUGGACACGCAGGCUUCUGGUAACAACAGGAAGAUCACUUCAUUCAUGGGCGGCUUGGACAUGUGUGACGGCAGAUACGACACUCCUGAUCACAGGUUGUUUCGCGAUCUUGACACUAUCUUCCUCAACGACUUCCACAACCCGACUUUUCCAUCUAAUGCGAGGAGUCCGAGACAACCGUGGCAUGAUCUGCACUGCAAGAUCGAAGGCCCAGCCGCGUACGACAUCCUGACGAAUUUCGAGCAGAGGUGGAGGAAAGCCCAGAAAUGGAGGGAUUUCAGGCUGAAAAAGGUCACCCAUUGGCACGACGAUGCCUUGCUCAGGUUGGAUCGUAUCUCUUGGAUUCUGAAUCCGUCCAAUCAUGGGGACAAGGAUGUCUACGCUUGCGACGAAUCCGAUCCUGAGCGUUGGCAUGUCCAGAUCUUCAGGUCGAUUGAUUCUGGAUCUGUCAGGGGAUUCCCGAAGGCAGUUGGAGAAGCAGCAGCUCAGAAUCUGGUGUGCGGGAAGAACCUGAAAGUGGACAAAAGCAUUCAUACAGCAUACAUUAAGGCAAUCAGAUCAGCACAACACUUCAUCUACAUAGAGAACCAAUACUUCCUUGGAUCUUCCUUCUGCUGGCCCUCCUACAAAAAUGCAGGUGCUGAUAACCUGGUACCAAUGGAGAUAGCGCUGAAGAUAGCGAGCAAGAUCAACACAAACGAGCGUUUCUCAGCUUAUGUGGUCAUACCCAUGUGGCCAGAGGGUUCUCCUACCAGUGCUGCAGUUCAAGAAAUCUUGUUUUGGCAGGGACAAACGAUGCAGAUGAUGUACAAGAUCAUAGCAAAUGCACUGGAGAAAGCAGGGCUGCUGGAGGCUUACCAUCCACAGGACUACCUGAAUUUCUUCUGCCUUGGCAAACGAGAAGACAAGAAUCAAGACUGUGCUGGUUUUUUGAAUCCCCAAACUGAAAAUCGUGCUUUGGCAGCAUGUCAAAAGUACCGCAGAUUCAUGAUCUACGUCCAUGCCAAAGGGAUGAUUGUCGACGACGAGUAUGUAGUCAUCGGAUCAGCAAACAUCAACCAGAGAUCUCUAGACGGUUCAAGAGACACCGAGAUCGCCAUGGGAGCUUACCAGCCAGCAUAUACUUGGGCUGCCAAACAGGGCCACCCGCGUAGCGAGGUCUGGAUACCAAAAUACUCUAGCAAACUGACCUUCUACGGUACUCCCAGUAAACUUCGCGAGUAUACGAUAUACGGAUACCGGAUGUCGCUGUGGGCGGAACACAUGGGGGAGCUGGAGGAAGAACACAGGGAGCCGCAGAGCAUGAAGUGCAUGAAGAGCGUGAACAAGGUUGCUAAGAACAACUGGAAGGCGUUCGUGGCCGAGCAGAGGCUCCCGAUGAAAGGACACUUGAUGCAGUACCCUAUUCAAGUCAGCAGAGAUGGUAAAGUCACUGCUUUGCCCGGCCACGAAUCUUUCCCAGACGUCGGCGGCAAGGUCCUUGGCUCGCCGACCACGCUUCCCGAUUCCCUCACCACCUGAGUAACAACAUGAGUGUAGCUGUCCCCUCAACUUAACUAUGACGGGUCUCAUGCACAGAGGGAUUGUUGAAAUACCAUGUGAAAGGAAGAGUUGUUAAACAGAAAGGGAACCAGAAGUGUUUUUACUGAACCAUAGAUUUAUAUGUUAGACGAGCUAGAUAUCUUAACAGGCUCCGCCAAAGGUUAGAGGGACUAACUGGUUUUGGUUUUCCGUUUAACUGACAGCCAAUCCGAUUUAGUAGAUUUGAGCAACUUCCGGCUUUCCAUUAACAGGUUAGCUUGAUAACAAACCAUGACCA